ACCCGACGGUGAUGUGUACCACCGGCACCAAAAUCCGGCCUUCUUCUCACAUAGGGCCGGCAUAACAGCGCGGUGGAUUGCACGAAAAAUUAGAAAAGUUCCAAGUAUAACUUUCACUGAUUUUUUUCAAGAUAAUAAAGAUAAAAGAAAGAUGGCCGUGAACACAGGAACCUCUCUGGUCCUCUCCAGCUUGUUGUCGGUGCUGGUAUUUGCAGGCAUGCAGAUGUUCAGUAGACAGCUGGGGUCCUCAGAGUGGCUGACAAUUCUGGGUGGCUUUCUGGGCUCAGUCCUUUUCAUCUGCUCUCUCACUGCCUUCAACAAUUUGGAGAACCUCGUCUUCGGGAAGGGAUUCCAGGCCAAGAUUUUUCCAGAAAUUUUGCUGUGCCUGUGUAUUGCUCUCUUUGCUUCUGGGCUGGUGCACCGUGUCUGUGUCACUACCUGCUUGAUAUUCUCUCUCCUUGCUCUGUACUACAUAAACAAGGUCUCAGCAGCUCUCUACCAAGCUGCUGUUCCAGUAGCAGCUCCAGCCAAAACAGCCAGCAAGGGGAAGAGGAAGAACUGAUCAACACUGCCAGCCAACUAAUAGCAAACUGUGCAGUUGCCCCACAGUUUUUUCAUUCUUUUUGUUAGCCAUUGAAGUGAAAUAAAUUUUAUCCCUUUUCCUGCAGUCAUUCCUUUUUUGGAAUGUCACUAUGGUCCUUGAUAUUCCCUCGUGUCAUUUCUCAUUGUAGUGGUUCAUCCAGACAUUAAAAUAAUUUUGGAAUAA
Paramormyrops kingsleyae is the source of this 766-nucleotide messenger RNA. It is a transcript of the gene krtcap2, whose product is annotated as keratinocyte associated protein 2. Gene Ontology annotation, biological process: protein N-linked glycosylation. The record is from RefSeq and is a predicted model, not a curated record. NCBI's taxonomy places the organism in Eukaryota, Metazoa, Chordata, Actinopteri, Osteoglossiformes, Mormyridae.